GGGGCUAAAGGUCAAACUGCGAUCAUCCGAUUUACUUUUAUUACAUUUUGCAGCAUUUUCCACAAAGUCAAUGUAAAUUAGUGCGCAUGAGAAAUUAUCUUUAAAUAUGGAAUAUUUUUACAAAAUCAUAAUUAUUUUUUUAAAUAUUACAAUACUUGUCCCAGUAUGCAUGAUCCAAAAUGUCAGCUCCCAUUACACUUCCGGAAAAAACAAAUGUCUAACAUUUCUAGUUUAUUAAAGUUAAAAACCAUAAAUAAUGUAUUUAAGCUGUUGAUUUAAACAUAACAGUUUAAACAUCUUAAGCAAUGUAACAACUCAAGGCUGUGUUGCAUUACCAACUACAGUAGCAACUAUAUUUUUUUAUAGAAAGUUCUGAAUAAUGUCGGGUAAUAAUGGAAGAGCUAGAACUGAGCAACAACCGGAGAUUGCUGACAGUGGAGAUGACGACUUUGAGGACUUUGGUGGAUUUGAGGCUGCAGAACCUGUCCCACAUAUGGCCACAUCUCAAGCUCAGCCAUCUGAUUCACCAUGGGCUAUCUUUAAUGCAGGCAGUGCUCACGGUAGACCUGAUCUGCUUUGUGCUCAGAACCGGUUUCCUACUUACCUUGAUCCAUCUGAUAUAUCUGGGGCAUCAGCAGAGGGUGUGGACUACCAACACAUAAAUUCCAUUGGAAAUAUUGUUGAUCAGCAGCCACUAGAUUUAUUUGGAGAAAAUCAACUUGACCAAGCUCGUAUAGCAGAAAAUGUGCUGGAUGGAACUUUACUAGCCGGUGCAGGGCCAGCAUUUCAUCAGAGUUUAGUCAAUGGAAGAUUGCCAGAUAUUGGCUUGGGAAUCAAUGAAAAUCGUUUGUUUAGUCAAGAGGAGCAGCAACAACAGCAACCUGCUAUACAGCCCAAUGAGGCUCUGUUACCACCACUGUUGCAAGAUGAAGGAGCUGCUGUGGGAGAUCUUUGGCCUGCUGAUGAACCAAGAAGAUUAGAUACUGAACAUGUACCCGAGCCUCAAGAAAAUCAGGUAGUUGAAGAUGCUGCCGCACUUCCUGAAGCUGAUGCAUCUGUUGCCAUCAGUAGAGUUACAGACAAAGCAUUUCAAGAGCAGUUGGCUGCCAUAGAGGAACGAAACAGUUCACUGGAGGCAGAACUUUCUAGAUGUCAGGAACAACUAGCAGAGCAGAGACAAAGGUUACAAGAAGUUCAUGCCACUCAAGAGAGUCAGCUUGAUAGCUUAAGAACUGCAGGACAUGACACACUAGCUCUGGUGGUUGAGCAAUACAAAGAGCAGUCAAGGGCUGUUGUGCUGGAACAGCAGGAAGUAGCUCAGCUAAAUCUUUUACAAACACUCCGUGAACAAAUGAAAAUUUUUCAGGAAACAUUACAAUCUCAGAAAGAAUUAUAUGAACGUCAAAGAGAAGAAGACAAGCAAGAGCUCCAACAUACAUUAGAAAAGUCGUUAGAUGAAGCACGUCAAACUCAACAGGAAAAGUUUGAUAAAUUUUUAUUGGAAGAGCAGGAAAAGCAAAAGAAAGCAAUUAACAAGGCGGUUGAGGAGGAAAGGAUUAAUAGCCAAGAACAGAUUCGAUUGGCAGUUAUUGCUGAACAAGAAAAAACAAAAGCUGCCAUUGAAGAAAUUAAGGCAGAGUAUUCUCUCAAGUUGGAGGAAGAAAAAAAAUCCCAUGAGUUAGCACUUCAGGCAGCGAGAGAAGAACAACAGAAGAUUGCACAUGAAGAAAUAGUCCGUUUAGUAAAUGAGGAGAGAGAAAGAGGAAGAGCAGGAAUAAGAGAAGCGUUGGAGUUAUCUCGCGUGGAAACACAAGCUUAUAUUAAUGAACAAAGACAGGCUGACUCGAGAGUUCGAAGGCGCCAUUUGGCAAGCUUAGAUUUAUUUUUAGAAAGCUCAAGGCAACAAAUAGAACUAUUGUUACAGUGUGAGAAAACAGAAUUACCAAUAUCAGAUAAGGACAAAAAGAAAGAAAACACAGAUGAGACAUAAGUGGAUUCAACUCAGCAUUUCUCUCUUAAUGUUUUAGUUAUACAAUUAUUAUGUACCAUACAUUCAAAGCUAUUUAUGUUCAAUAUUGUUUUGUGUUGGUGAAAUUGUUUUAUUUACAAUAGAUUUUAAAUUAGGUUUGUACUUAACUUCAAAAAAGUAAUUUUAAUUUUUGCAAUAAUUCAAUUUUCUUGAAAUUGACAAAAGAGCUUUAAAUGAUUUUUUGCAGUGCCUUAGUUGUUUAUGAGGGAGGUGCAAGUGUUAUAUAACAUGUCAGAGAUUAAUUUUUAAAUGUUGGCUACUUGCUAUUCAAAAUAAUUAUGUUAAGAUAGUUUGUGUAUAUAAGUAUAAGCACAAAUAGCUUUAUUAUCAAUCCUGGUGCAAUGGGUUGAUUUAUUCUGGUCAGUCAAAUGUAUUUACUUUAUUUUUCAAUAAGACAAAGUUGAUAUUUGCUCACAAAAUAUAUAAUUUAAGCAUAGUUGCUUGGUAUUUUUAAAAAGAUAAAUUUAAUUUUGCAUUUUUAAUGGCAUAUGAAAAAUGUAUAUGAAUAUCAAUCAAUUCUACCUAUUUGUACAACUUAAUGUCUCUGUUUACGUAAUUGUUUAAAAAAAUAAAAUAAUAAAAUGGCAAAACGUUUUAGAAAAAGAUUUUAUAAAUAACAGAUAUUAUUUUUAUAUUUUAAAUGUAUACUUUUUAGAAAGUUUUUGUCAAACAAAUACCAGUUUUUAGUUUUUAUGGGAAGUGUUUGAGUUAAAUCAGGCAUAAGACAAAUUAUCUUUUUCUUCAAGAUUUUCAUACCAGAUAUUCAUAUUGCUCUUUAUUUCCAUGGUCAUCUCCUGUUUAGUUUUUAAACAUUUCUCUUAGCAUCAAAACUAUCUAAAUUAGAAUUAUGUUCAGAAAAGUAUGAGCUUCAGUUGUACAUAAUUAUCUUUACAUAACCAAAAUUUGUUUGGUGUUGUCAUAAUUUGGACAAGAGCUGUAAAAUUAACUUUAGUGUCCAGUUUUAUUUUAUGUAGCUAUUUACAUAAAUAAUAUAUUUGAUUGAUGUUAAGCUUGAGUGCUAAAAUGGUAAUAUUAUUUUAAAAUUAUGCAUUGCUCAGAAAAAAUGCAUCCAUCUUUAAUUAGCUACACUUUCUAUAAACAGUAUGCCUUUCUUUAGAACUCAAAAAUUAAUUUAUUAUUGUACAUGUAUGUAUUUUAAUAAACUAUAUCAGACGGUUGGUAAUAAUAUACAUAUUUCCUAAAAAGUUAAUGUUUGUGCAAACAGGCUUGUAAAAAUACUUGAAAUUAGAUAUAGAUCUAGAUCUAGUUAAAUGUAUUUUUUUGUUACUUGUUUAAAUAUUAAAAUAGUUUUAAUAAAAAUGUAAAUAUGUUGAAAAUAUGCUUUUAUCAUAUUGAGUACUUAAAUAUCAUUUAUUUAGACAAUUUUUUUCUGUAUUAUAUAAACUACAGAAGGUUUAUAAUCAGCAGUCAUAUCAGCAUUCUUCUCUCAAUUCCAAGUGAUACAAGGUUAUUGAAGCACAGUACACCUAUUACUAUGAUUUUUUUUUAAAUUUCCAGGUGCAAAUCUCUAAAGUAACUAUUAGUACACAAAACCUAACCAAAUUAUUUAUGGAAAAUUAAUAUACCACGGUGUCGAUUAUUUAAAAUUAUAAAUUAAUAUGAAGCAAUACAUUUUUGUAUAAAGAAGAACUCCAUAUUCUGAUAUCCUUCAUUUUUUUUCUUUUGUUAAUACAUUGUAAAAUAGAAUCCUUGUUCAGUAUGCAUAAUUACUAUGGGUCUAUAAUUCAUUCUCUAAAAUACUUAUUUUAGCAAAUCAUGCAAUGAUUUUCACCUAUAUCUUUGAUACUAUUUUAGAGUUUAACAACAUAUAAAAUGAUGGGUUAUAAUAGUGAAACAAAUGAGUAUACCAGUUCAUUUAACAUGAAUACAAUAUUGCAUUGUGAUGGUUUUAUUUUCUUGUAAAAAGUUUUAUUUUUGUUUUACUUUUAAAGUAACUCAUUAAAAAAUGAUUGUAUGUAUUUAAAAACUUUUUAGUCUUGAGGGAUACCUGUGUAUGUAAGCACAUAUAGUGCUGUUGUAUAAUAAUAAAUUCUAUUGAUUUUCAACAAUGUCGUAUCAAUAAAGUCAACAAAAUAAUGUGUUAAUUCAGGAAAAAAAUAGUUAAAUAAAUAUA
This is a messenger RNA of Physella acuta, 4163 nucleotides long. RefSeq names its product coiled-coil domain-containing protein 91. Gene Ontology annotation, cellular component: trans-Golgi network. The record is from RefSeq and is a predicted model, not a curated record. Gene Ontology annotation, biological process: Golgi to lysosome transport. Lineage: Eukaryota; Metazoa; Mollusca; Gastropoda; Physidae.